Loa loa (African eye worm) is the source of this 1472-nucleotide messenger RNA. RefSeq lists its product as hypothetical. The record is from RefSeq and is a predicted model, not a curated record. Bases 60 to 1472 code for a protein of 470 amino acids. Lineage: Eukaryota; Metazoa; Nematoda; Chromadorea; Rhabditida; Onchocercidae. The transcript has 4 exons.
AGAAAAAAUUAUGUUCAAUUGAGGGAACAGUGCCUUGUAAAGGUUAUGGUGAAUGUGUUAUGAGAAAAUGGAUUGAAAAUGGCCAAAGUAAUUGCAUCGAUAAAUCUGAUCAAGAUCUUGCUUAUAUCGCUGUAUUUGGUAUUAAACGUGCAUCUAAUUUAUAUCAAAGCAUACAAUUUGGAUGCAAUACAUCGGUUGACAUGAAUGAUAUGAUUAGCACCAAAAGAUAUGUCACAUCUUCGCAUCAGUCAAUUUCAUCAUCACCAUCACAUCUUGCUUUAACAGAUGAUAUUGAUCGUGGUUCAAUUUCAAAUAUUACAAAAAACUGGAAUAAUGCAACCACUCAAUCGACAACCAAACAAUUUGUAUUUCAAAUACCAAAUACUAACAUGAAUGAUCAUAAUUUCAAAUCUUCGGAUUUUGAUAACCUACGAUAUACUACGGUAGCUGAAUUCAUCAAUAAAGCAGAAAUUGUCAACGAUUCCAUACAUGUAAAUCAUCAGGUGCAGCAAAAUUCUCAAAAUAUUAUUCCAAAUAAUACUGGACAACAGCACUCUUUCAAUACUUUUCAGAAUUUCAUCACACGAGUUGACAGUAAUCAUGCAGGGCAUGAUCAUGCUGAUAAUAAAUCAAAUGCAAUAACAAGAACAGGAACAACAACAACAACAACAACAUAUCAGUUUUAUCCGAUUACUGUAAAAUCGAUUACAGCUGAUUUUUUUACUGCUAAUCCUGCUAUUAAAAUGGUACAACCAUCAUUCAUUAAUUAUCCUAAUGAUAAUUCAAUGAAACAAAUUUCUGGAAAAUUCGAAAAUUCAUCAACAGCAUCAACAAAUCCAGCAAAUUCACAUAAUGAGGAAAAAUUAAAUGAUAACCGGUAUACAUCAAUUAAAUCUUCCAAUGCUAUCCAAACCAAUAAUGGUAGUGAUAGAUUGGGAUAUAAUAAUACCUUAAAACAAAAUAAUAUUAUUAAACCAAAUGAUAUUUCAUUAUCAUCAUUAUCAUCAAAUCAAUCAUGGAAUCAAAAUGAUACAUUCAAUUCUUCUACAAGUAUGAUAUCAAAUAAUAUCAAAAAUAUAGCAAUAAUACGAAAUGAUUCACAACCGCCAAUACCGCCACCAAUUACACCAAAUCCACAAUUGGAAGAACACCGGGAGAACAAUAUACCAGAGAAUGGUAGCUUGGCUAGCUUGGCUAAUACUAUCACUAGUAUCACAUCAAAGGCAUCACCAGAUCAAAUAGCAUGCGCACGUUAUGAAUACGCCGAAGCACAACGUUUGGUACCAAAGCCACAAUGUACCUGUCCACCAGGACAAAUGCCUAGCGGUGAACAUGGCCAAUGUAACACAACAAUAAUAUCAACAUUUGGCAUAGAUGUACAUGAUAUGUGUGGUGGUAUAGAAACUGAUCCAGAAGAACGAUCUCGACUUGCUCUUUUAGUAGUUCGUUUUUUUUUCUUCCUCAUUCUCUAA